CAACGUUGCCUGACAUCGCGAGAAAUAUGGGCUAGCCUGGAUCGCUGGCCCCGUAGCAUAGCGCGACCAGGCAUUUCUGCUCACGGCACUGCCUGCACUGCUGGCAACUCGGCAAAAUUAAUGAAAUGAGGGGGGCACAGAGUGGCCGCCACUCACGCGGGUACCACCAGGCGGCUGGAUGGGGUUGUGGCGCGACACAUGGCUCAUUGAACUUCGGGCUUGACAAAAUAGGUCGCGACUUAGCGAACAUGCGCAUAUGCGUGUGGGGGCGUGGAUGCUUUCCCCCUUGACAGAGGUGGAGAGGCGGCAGGGUUCGCACUAACCCAGGUUGCGAGUGUGGAAGGUGCGGGUACGUAAUUGUCAGACCAGUAGGCAGUCGGACAGAGGCGGUCAGACUGGGAGGCAGAUUACGUAAGUAGCAACGUUGCACGAGUGGUCUGUUACGUAAUUGACAACGUUGCACAUGGAUUCUAGAUCCGUGUACGACCAAUGGGGGUCGCCCCUGAGUAUUUAAGCGGCUGACCGCUUGUUGCUUAGGCAUAGAACCGGGUGUUAGCCUGAAGAACCAUACCAGGCAACCUUUCCCAGGUCGAACGGUAGUGCCGAGUGGACAGAUCUUCCCACUUCGGGCACAAGUGUAAACCACAAUUGAU
Molecule: messenger RNA, 653 nt
Organism: Chlamydomonas reinhardtii
Lineage: Eukaryota; Viridiplantae; Chlorophyta; Chlorophyceae; Chlamydomonadales; Chlamydomonadaceae
Exons: 1
Coding region: 126-290 (54 amino acids)
Source: RefSeq, a predicted model, not a curated record